AUGGGUUUGCUCAAGUACUUCCUUGGUAUAGAAGUUCAUCAAAGUGAAUAUGGAGUGUUCAUUUCUCAAAGCAAGUAUGCCGAAAAGGUGUUGAAGAAAUUCGGCAUGCUUGGUUGUAACCCCACAUCUACACCACUUGUAGUGAAUGAGAAACUCAAGAAAGAUGAUGGAGGAAGAAAAGUUGAUGAGACUUACUAUAGAGGUCUUAUUGGAAACUUUUUGUACCUUACACAUACAAGACCCGACAUCAUGUUUGCUUCAAGUAUGCUUUCUAGGUUCACGAGUUCACCUAGUCAUUUACAUCUUGGCGCGGAAAAAAGGUUGUUGAGGUACAUACAAGGAACAAUGAAUUUUGGAAUCAUGUAUUCAAUAAAUUUGGAUGUCAAAUUAGUUGGCUAUUGUGAUAGCGACUUGGGAGGGUGUAUUGAUGACAUGAAGAGUACAUCGGGUUAUGCUUUUUCUCUUGGUUCGGGUAUAUUCACAUGGGCAUCAAAGAAGCAAGAAACCGUAGCUCAAUCCACGGCGGAAGCGGAGUACAUUUCGGCAUCAAUAGCUACAUCUCAUGUUGUAUGGCUAAGAAGAAUCAUGAAAGACAUUCAAGAGAAGCAAGAAGAAAGCACCGUAAUCUUUUGUGACAACAAAUCGACAAUUGCUAUGUCCAAAAAUUCGGUUGAGAAUUGUAGAGCAAGGCACAUCAAAUUCAAGUACCAUUUCAUUCGAGAAGCGGUUGAAGAUGGUGAAAUAGAACUCAAUUACGUAGUGGGUGUAGGACAUCCACAAGUUGUAAGGUCUUUUGUAGACCAAGUAGAAGAGUUAGUAUUAUCUCUUCAACUCAGUGAAAGAGAGAGAGCUCUUGUUUCUGCUGAGCCUUUGCAAGGAGUUGCUACCGAGGGCUUUGCCGACAGCACUGUUGUAAGUCUUGCAACUGCGGCUCCUUCUUAUGGAUGCAAAUUCCAUGUGGUUGUUCCAGAUGCUGCUGCUAUGGAGAAGAGGCUUGAGAUGUAA
Messenger RNA from Papaver somniferum (opium poppy), 1005 nucleotides. RefSeq lists its product as uncharacterized. The coding region runs from base 1 to 1005 and encodes 334 amino acids. Lineage: Eukaryota; Viridiplantae; Streptophyta; Magnoliopsida; Ranunculales; Papaveraceae. The record is from RefSeq and is a predicted model, not a curated record. The transcript has 4 exons.